Messenger RNA from Nilaparvata lugens (brown planthopper), 4677 nucleotides. RefSeq lists its product as uncharacterized. Gene Ontology annotation, biological process: intracellular signal transduction. The record is from RefSeq and is a predicted model, not a curated record. The transcript has a single exon. Bases 2061 to 3968 code for a protein of 635 amino acids. Lineage: Eukaryota; Metazoa; Arthropoda; Insecta; Hemiptera; Delphacidae.
AAAAUAUGUUUAGAAAUUGCAAAUGUUAUCGAUUAUCCACCUCCCCUAUCCCCUUUUCAGUCCUGGAAGCCAAUCAAAAGAAAACAUUAAGGAAUUAGUAGUAGAUACAGAGGUGGAAACAGCUUGAAGGGCUUCUCUCUUCAGUUAAGGGUGAAUGUAAGUAUUAUUCAUCAGUCUUGCUGUGAGUCUGUUACUGUAAAGCUGUUCAAAACUUUACAGUAAUUUCUCAUAAGCUCUCAAGUUGUGUAUUCUAAAUUGUCUAGUUGUUUUCCUGAAUUUUCAAAAUGAACUAAAUUGUUAUGGAAUGGAGAGCUCCAAAGUGGUUUAAUUUUUUCGAAAAUUAUUGUAAAUUAUCAAGUGAUUCCUUCCACAUUUUUAAACUGUUUCUUCUUCAGUUUCAAAAUAAUAAACUGUAUUGUGGACUUGGAAGUUCAAAUUUGAAAUUCAUUGAAUCUGCACGAUACAAUUUUCCGACAUCUAGGUAACUGUGGUUUUAGUUCAAAAAGUGUCAAUUUAGAUAUGUGGUGAUGAUAAGAGAACAUGAAGUUUAUCGUCUGUCUUCUAAGAACAAUAAUAAAACUUACAAGUUAAGAGAGAACUUAACUAAUUUUAGGAUAUUCUUCCAGUCUCUGAAAAGAGCUUACAUUCUAAAUUCGUAGGCCUUACGUGUAUAUUCGAUUUCUGACAACUUUGGAAGAUAACUUUCUGACACUUAAAGUCGAAGAAAACAAUUGGGUGGAAUUGGAGUUCAAUGAAUUUGAUUAGAAUAUUAUUAAGAUAAUAAUUCCCCUUCAAUAGGAAGAGCUACUAUAGGAAAAUACAUGUUAGGUUUGUACAUUUUCUAUUGUUAAUUUUUAAAUACCAUACUCUUUUAUUUUCUUCAUCACUUUUUUCCUUUCAAUUUUUCGCCGCAUCUUUUUUUCGCUUUUGGAAUAAUAUCUUCCUGAUCUAGAGGAAUAUUAAUUUUACUUGCUUAUUCUUACAUUUCUACCCACUCCUUGCUCUUAUCUUGAUUUCUCCUCCUUCUUAUCAUCCUUAUCUCUCUCUCCCUUUUAUUCUAUCCACUUCUAUUUUACUACAUUCUGCUUUUACUUGCUCAUUCUUACAAUUUUAUUUACCACCUUGGUCUUCCCCGUUCCUCCUCCUCCUCCUCCUUAUCCUCCUUCUUUCUCUUUUAUUCUAGCUACUUCUAUCUUACUACUCUACAUUCUGCUAUUCUCCUACUAUACCGUACCAUUCUAUUACCUAUUCUAUUCUUCUCUUCCACCUACCAUCUAUUUUGUCCUCCACUAUUAUAGCUCCUUUCCCACAUUUUCUAUUGCCUCUUCUUAUACUUCUUCCAAAUUCUUCAUUUUUAGUUCUGAAGCAUAUAAUUUCCACCUUGUUCUGGUUUUUACAUCAUUACAGUCUCCUCUAUUCAUUAUCCCUAGCUCUGCUCUUAUAAUAUAAGAGAAAAAUAUAAUAAAAACUCAUAUGAAGAAAAACUCCGAAAUUUCAAUUAAACAAUUAAAAAAUACAUCACUACAUCGACUUUUGACAAAAUCGAGUUAUUAAAUAGUUAAAAAUUUGAUUCAUCUUCUCAUUAUAUUAUAGAAAUUUCUACAAAUAAUAAAAAACUACAGUGGAUGACCUACUACUCUAUCAAACCAAAAUUACAUCGAACGAUAUUUAAAAAUAUCGACUUUACAAUAUACACAUUAUUGAAUAUACCAAUAUAUACAAUAUAAGACCUUAUAUCAACAUCAAGGUUCUAUACAUAUUUUUUCAUUAUAAAAACUUCUACAAAUAAAUAAUACAGUAUUAUAGGCACUUCACUUGAAUGGGCUACUUUUAUAAAUUAAUAAAACAAUAUUGAAACUUGAAAAGUAGAAGUUUCAUUUUCAACUUGAAAAUGGCCUACGGUCGAAACUAGUCGUAAUAUUUCAAAUAAUAAAGGGUACUACAAGUUUCAAUAUUGUUUUAUUAGUGUUAUAGUCCUACUACUAUCAAACCAACACUACAUCGACGUUUGACAAUAUCGACUUUUCAAUAUAUCGACUUUACACUAUAUCAACAUCACCAUGGAAUCGAUAAUCGACUGCUACUUCGAUAAUAUUUUCACUCAAAUGGACCGCGGCUGUUUGAUUCCGCGCUACAAACGGCGUCAAAUAGUCGACUACUUCAGCACAGUGAUACGCGCCUGCUCUACAAACCACGAAGAAGGCUGCAAAAAGGCGGUUGUCGCCAUCACAAAAUUCCACAAAAAAUCCAAAGAUAACAACGGAUCCGUCUGCUUGUUAGGUAAAUACCAUAACGUACUCUAUGUGGCGCUAAAACUGUGUUUCGACUGGAAACUGAAUGACCACGACACUGUCACAACAGUUCUAAUCGAUCUAUUCUCUUGUGAAAAAACUUUUGAACGUCUGAUGAUCGGAGCUAUAUUCGGUACACGUGUCACUCACCUGAUAUCGGGCUGGAAAAGUGACUUCCAAACCCGAGACGAAUGUCUGCAAGCAGUCGAGUAUUUUCUGGAGCAUUCCGCGCGAUCUAAACUCAAAUUUGAAAUUGGUGGGAGAUUUACAACAAUGGCCGACAUCCCUAUGCCAUCCUAUGGUUUCUCUACACCGGCCAAAGUGUGUAUACAGACUGGCAGGUUUGAUUUUCUGAAAGUUCUACUGCGAUAUGGAGCUGAGCCUGUGGUGGUGACCAAUCAUAACCAAUGUCCACUGCAUCUGUUGCUGCUGCGUAUGCAUACUUUGGCUGAGUCAGCUAUACCUGGAGAAUUUAGGAACUUGUUGGCUCUACCACUCUAUAGAAAUAUGUUGUCCCAAGAAGCGAGGGACUAUGAAAAUCAUGUACUUCCCCCUGAAGACACCUCAAGGAACGACUAUACAUCUGUCUCCAAACCCCCACGAAAUGAUGGAAGCUGCACUGUAUCUAGUCAGGAACCAAGAAAUCUUCAUAGUAAUGUGGAAUUUGCCUCCAAGGAGCCUCAAGAUAAUAAAAAUUGUAGUGAGUCUGUCUCUAAAGAUCCUGGAGAUACCAAAAAUUCAAUAAACUCCAGUUUCAGAGAUAAAUGUAAUCUAGAACAAAGGAAUUGUUAUAGUAAUGAAGAAAUCUACCCUUCUGAAGAAACACAAAACCUCAAAAGUUGUGAUAAUUAUCAUCACAGAGAUAAUAUUAGAAACAAAUCCAAACAAAAAGCUAGUAAACCCCACCUAGAAGAAUCACAGACCUUUGGAAGUUGUGAAGAAAACUAUCCUAUACAAGAUAACUGUGAAGAAGAAGCGAAGAACAUUGUAAGUGAUCAAGAAACCCUCCGCAAAGAACCAGCAAUACUUGAAAAUUCUAAUGAAUGUGUCCCGAAAUCUCCUAAAAACAUUGAAGGUGAUGAAGAAUGUGAUUCAGACUCAGGAAACACUGCAGUUAAUCAAGAAGUUUCUCUCAUAGAACCUGGAGAGCUUGAAAGUUUUUGUAAGGAUCCAGAAGCCUCUGAUACAGAUCAUGAAUCUACACUGAAACGAUCUGAAGAUGAUUAUGAAUUUACUUCAAGUCAACCCGAAAAUGCAACAAAUGAUGAUGAACCCUUUUCUGAAACAUCAGACCACAUCAAAAUUUAUCAAGUAUCUGUUCCUGCAGAAUCUGGUAACUUUGAACCCAACUCUCAACAACCAAAAAAUGAUGAAAACUUCUUCAAAUCCUCGAUUUUUCCUGAGGACCUCAUAAGCUGUCUCCAAGUGUUCAUGGAUGUUAUCCCCCAAGUGCCUCAUACUAUUUUUGACAAUGAAAACGAACCGACAAGUCUGCAUCCAGCUGUGUUUUCGGUGAUACCUCGGGACAGGAAUGGGUGGACUGCGGCUGCCAGUUUGAGACAUCUGUGCCGUUGUGAGAUUAGAAAGUGUUUGGUGCCAAAUGGUUGUCUGCCGUAUGGCAUCUAUGAGCUCAAACUGCCAUUAGUGGUGCAACGGUAUGUUGAUAUGUCUGAUUGAUCGAUUCAGAAACAGACUUGAUAAUUAUAUAUCAUAUUUAAUCACUUUCUAAUUGAUUUAUUAGUUGAAAAAUAACUCAAUAGUGCGGUACCCUUUUUUAGAUAAAAUACAAUAACAAUUAGUUUGGGAGUGUUAAAUCCAUUAUCAAGUUUUUUCUUAAAAUAGACUCAGUUCAACUUAGAAAUCACUUUCAUUUCCUUUGAUAAAAAACAUAUCAUGGAAGAAGAUUAUUGAAUCUAUAAAUGCAGUCCCCCAGAGUGUAAAUUUACACUUUACACAACUUGUUUUACGUAGCCUAUUUAUCCCAUUAUCAAGUUUCCAAAUCCUUAUUAAUUUAUAAUUAUUUAAACUUUUGCAAAUUAUAACUUUUCUCAAUUCAACUUUUAGGUACCUAGAUUUUUACUUUAGUUUAUGUUUGUAUACCAACCACACUCAGAUGCAGUGAAUGAAGAUUCAUGAAUUACAUGAAUUAUGUAUAUAAAUUUAAAUUUGAAUAUUAUUUACAAUCUAGGAGACUGCAUCUAUGAAUUAAAAUCAUCUAAGGAAUUCAAUAGUAGAUAAAUGACUUGAAACUGUAUUUACUUAUUGAAAUCAACAGUAGAAGCAACUGCAUGCAAGAUAUAGAAUUCAAACUUCAUUUAUAGUUAGUUCAAGGAAUAAAUUUGUAUUUGUUUAUAUUUUGUUAUUGAAUACUAGGCAAUUUAUUAAU